UUGACUAUAACCUCAACGUCCAGUUGCUUUCCCGACCAAUCAAAGGCUAAUAUGCUGUUUACUUAAAGUGAACUUGACGCUAUUCCUAGGUACCAGUGACAGCUUUCAUCCAACGACAGAAGGUCAACGCCCUCUCUUCACUCCGAUACUGACUCUCCCAUCCCAUUCUCAAGUGAUUGGUAUUGUCAUUCCUUUGCCCAAUAUCAUGGUCAUCCAAACAUACCGCAACCUCUCCCCACGCGCCCGCCUCGGCGUCGGCAUCGCAUUCACCCUCUGGGGCCUCAUCGGCCUCAAGCUGUCUGACAAGGCCGAAGAAAAGCUCGGCUAUACUCCCACCGAAGAAGAUCGCAGGGCGCUGGAGAGAUUUAAGCCUCGGAUCAUUGAGGUCGAGAAGGAGGUUGAGAAAGUUGUCAGGGCUGAGAAAUGAGUUCACACGUCUGGGAGUGAAGUUGGGGUGACGGGGAUGGUGACGCUGAUGUGAAGAGAGGACACAUCGAUUGAUUGAUGCCACCACCGGAACUCAAUGAUGGGUACUUUCUUUCUGAAGUCUUGGACUUUGAAAAGAGAAGAAAGACUCAGCGGAAUCGGGAAAACGGACAUUGGAUGAGCAGAAAUGGAUGGAUGACAGGACACGUCGUCAUCUUCCGCCAACAUCCGAAGAUCGAUGGGAGGAACAUCCAACAAUGGACGGAACAGAAAGCGGGAGCCGGUUGAGCUUCGGCGGUUGUCCAUGGCAACAACAGCAGCAAAACAAAAGCAGAAACAGAGCAGCAGCACCCUGUACCAGUCAGGAAGAGAUAUAAGCAAGCCACCUUAUUAAUGAUUCGAACCACAAACCACCAACCACUACCCUCUACUUGUUUAUUUGCGUAUGACCAAGUUGGCGGUCGAGUUUAUGCAGGACUACCAGUCAUGUAUUUGCUUGUUCAUAGGGAAGAAUAACAUACGAGUUAGCUUGAAGACUAACAACCUAAGGUUUGAGUUGAG
This is a messenger RNA of Neurospora crassa OR74A, 987 nucleotides long. RefSeq lists its product as hypothetical. The coding region runs from base 206 to 427 and encodes 73 amino acids. The transcript is spliced from 2 exons. The record is from RefSeq and is a predicted model, not a curated record. NCBI's taxonomy places the organism in Eukaryota, Fungi, Ascomycota, Sordariomycetes, Sordariales, Sordariaceae.